Messenger RNA from Hymenoscyphus albidus, 1930 nucleotides. NCBI's taxonomy places the organism in Eukaryota, Fungi, Ascomycota, Leotiomycetes, Helotiales, Helotiaceae. The record is from the annotation of a GenBank genome assembly.
CUUGGCUGCUGUACCUACCUGCAGCCCCCGCCUCUCCAACCCACCAACGCUGCCGCCUCAUCGCCAAGUACCUUAGUUCUCGUCUGAUUUUGGGAACUACCAGAUACAUGUCUGGAAGGGGAGAGCACCUCAAAGAUAAGGUAUGCAUUCAUGCAUCCAUACACCCAUCUCUCCAUAUAUGCAAUACAGCCACUCCUUUGACUUGAUGACUGAUCCAACUCUUUAGGGCACCAGAUUCCAGGUGGUUGUAGCAGGAGCUACUGCUGGGCUCAUAGCAAGGUCAAAAGCCCCAGAAGAGACGCACGAAUAUAGACGUCCGACUGACCAGACAACAGAUUCGUUAUAGCACCCCUCGACGUGGUCAAGAUUCGGCUUCAACUACAAAUACACUCCCUCUCCGGCCCAUUGUCGCAUCGAGAUUCACGAGGCUCACCAAUAUACAAAGGCACCUUACCAACCCUCAAACAUAUAGUUCGCGCCGAAGGACUCACGGGGCUAUGGAAAGGCAACAUCCCAGCUGAAUUGAUGUACGUAUCGUACAGCGCAAUUCAGUUUACGACCUAUCGCACUAUCUCGCUGGCGCUACAAGCGACUCUCGGAGAACGCAAAUUACCCGUUGCUGCAGAGAGCUUUAUUGCGGGUGCUGGUGCUGGUGCUAUAUCUACAACCGCAACAUACCCUCUGGAUCUCUUGAGGACUCGUUUCGCUGCCCAGGGAACGGAAAGGGUUUACUCAUCUCUACUGGCUUCAGUUCGAGAUAUUCUCCGCCAUGAAGGCCCUCGCGGAUUCUUCCAGGGACUAAGCGCUGGCGUGGCCCAGAUUAUCCCAUAUAUGGGCGUUUUCUUUGCGACGUACGAAACAUUGCGUCUCCCUAUGAGCAAUCUACAAAUGCCCUUUGGCUCCGGAGAUACUACUGCGGGUGUACUAGCUUCGGUGAUUGCGAAGACGGGCGUCUUUCCCCUAGACCUGAUCCGAAAACGGCUACAAGUGCAGGGACCUACCAGGUCGAAAUAUGUUCACAAGAAUAUUCCAGUCUAUCGAGGGGUAUAUCAUACCAUGCAGUACAUUAUCAGGAACGAAGGAACUCGAGGUCUGUACCGGGGGCUGACAGUUAGGUACGAAACAUCUAAAUAUCUCGUCCUACUGUGAUUGCAAUGCUAACUGGGGGUAGUCUUCUGAAGGCGGCGCCGGCAAGUGCAGUAACAAUGUGGACAUACGAAAGAGUUUUGAAUGGUUUGAUAGAAACGAAAUUGUCAAGACAGGAGCGAGAAGAACAGCACGCAUAACCAGGACUUGAGAUGAAAUGGAAUGAUAUUUCCUGUCAACUAUAGGAAACGUCAAUAUUUUCUAUUGAUGCUUGUUCUAUUGAUAUGCAUCGGUUCAGCGUUUGACUCGGAUGAAAGUGGAAUAUUACUGUAAGAGCAACGGCAAUUCAAUGUAUUUCAGCAUUCCGAAAAACUCGGAGAUUGACGGAAUUCAACAAUACUUUUACAUUGGACAGUCUUCGCUUACAGUGUUUUUUAUUUCUUGCUUCCACCUUUGAGGAUAGCGGUGUGUACACUUACUGCUACUAGUUAGCAAUGACCACGUUGACCACCGAUACCCCCAGGAUCAUGCAUCUGAAGCUGCCAAUGAAACCACCAUGGAUAUUCAUAUGCUAACUAAUCGGCUUCCUCGCUUCGCCAACGGCACUGAAAAGGCCAACGAGCCAAUUCCCCAGAUGCAAAAAGUCGGCAUCUUCCAAAACUUUCUUGGAGGACAAUUGUGGAAACUCGCGAUGGCUGUCGACUCCUCCUGGUAAACGUCAGCGCGAUGGACCACUACGGUAGCGAAAAGGAGGUACCUAUUAUGGAAAAGGUUCAACCCUACACCAUAGCCUUCCAAGUCAACUAGAUUUAUGUGAAUAUAUUAGAAAUUAGGAAAGGCGGGG